Perca flavescens (yellow perch) is the source of this 1818-nucleotide messenger RNA. It is a transcript of the gene grk7a, whose product is annotated as G protein-coupled receptor kinase 7a. Gene Ontology annotation, cellular component: cytoplasm. The record is from RefSeq and is a predicted model, not a curated record. Gene Ontology annotation, biological process: regulation of signal transduction; protein phosphorylation; signal transduction. The transcript has 4 exons. The coding region runs from base 1 to 1674 and encodes 557 amino acids. NCBI's taxonomy places the organism in Eukaryota, Metazoa, Chordata, Actinopteri, Perciformes, Percidae. Gene Ontology annotation, molecular function: ATP binding; rhodopsin kinase activity.
AUGUGUGACAUGGGGGGACUGGAUAACCUGGUGGCCAACACGGCCUACCUAAAAGCCCAGGGUGGUGAUGACAAGGAGAUGAAAAAGCGCCGUCGGAGCUUGGCUCUCCCCAAGCCGGAGCAAUGUGCUCCACUACGAUCUGCCAUUGACAAGGACUUUACAUCGGUUUGUGAAAGGCAGCCUAUUGGUAAAAAAAUUUUCCGUGAAUUCCUGGCAAAUAAACCUGAGUAUAAGCUUGCUGUCGAUUUCCUGGAUGAGCUGUAUGACUGGGAUCUGGCUGAAGGUGCAACAAAAGACAAGGCGCGCCAAAACAUCCUCAACAAGUAUUGCAAGGCCGACUCCAAGAGCUUCCUGUCCUUUCUUACUGACGAGCCUGCUGACAAAUGCAAGAAUGUGACAGAUGCCACCUUUGAGGAGGUGAUGAAAGGCAAAGUCCAGGAUGGUGUACGAACGUAUCUGCAGGGCAAACCCUUCACAGAUUACCAGUCCAGCCCAUUUUUUGAUAAAUUCCUCCAGUGGAAAGAGUAUGAGAGACAGCCCAUCAAUGACAAAUACUUCUAUGAGUUCAGAACUCUUGGCAAGGGAGGCUUUGGAGAGGUGUGUGCUGUUCAGGUGAAGAACACAGGCCAGAUGUAUGCCUGUAAGAAGUUGGAUAAAAAGCGACUGAAGAAGAAGAAGGGUGAGAAGAUGGCCCUGUUGGAGAAGCAGAUCUUGGAGAAGGUUAACAGCCUGUUUCUGGUCAACUUGGCCUAUGCUUAUGACAACAAGACCCAUCUGUGCCUUGUCAUGACCCUGAUGAAUGGAGGAGACCUCAGAUACCACAUUUACCAUAUUGGCUAUGAUGGCAAGGGUGUGGACAAGGGCAUUGAGAUAAAGCGCAUCAUCCACUACACAGCGCAGAUCACCACCGGCCUUCUGCAUCUGCACGAAAUGAAUAUCGUAUACCGUGACAUGAAGCCGGAGAAUGUGUUGCUGGAUAGCCAAGGCCAGUGCAGACUUUCUGAUUUAGGUCUGGCCAUAGAGAUGGAACCAACAAAGACCACCACUCAGAUGGCUGGUACUGGAGCGUACAUGGCCCCUGAGCUCCUGUCCAAAACUCCUUACAGGACAUCAGUGGACUGGUGGGCCCUGGGCUGCAGUAUCUACGAGAUGGUGGCGGGCUACACACCUUUCAAAGGCCCGGAAAGCAAGAAGGAGAAGGUGGAGAAGGAGGAGGUACAGCGCCGCAUUCUCAACGAGGAACCAAAGUGGGAGCACAAGUGCUUUGAUGCUGCCACCAAGGACGUCAUCCAGCAGUUCCUCAAGAAGAAAAUGGAGGAGCGCCUGGGCUUUAAGAACAACCUGGAGGAUCCCAGGAAGCACGAGUGGUUCAAGAAUAUCAACUUCCCCCGUCUAGAAGCCGGGCUGGUGGAUCCCCCAUGGGUGCCCAAGCCCAACGUCGUCUACGCCAAGGACACCGACGAAAUCGCCGAGUUCUCCGAUAUCAAGGGCAUCGUGCUUGACGCCAAUGACGAUAAAUUCUUCAAUGAGUUUAGCACAGGCGCCGUACCCAUUCAGUGGCAGCACGAGAUGAUUGACACUGGACUGUUUGACGAGCUCAACGAUCCCAACAGGAAAGAGGGCGGAGGAGGAGGUGGUGGUGACGGAAAGUCCGGCACGUGUAUAUUGCUGUGAGUUUGAUAUCACGUACCAGUAAUAGCACUCAAUCACGUGUUUGUUUUCUCAGUCAGAUGCACACCAACAUUGAUUUAAAAGAUGUUACCAUCCCUCUCUUUUAAGGAUGAUCAAUGUUUAGAAAUGCAUCGCUUUCGGGGUAAG